UCCGCCUCGCAGCAGUCGACACGCAGCUCUCGCAGCCACCCUCUCCGCCCGCCAGCCUUCACGUGUGCAGCAUAUAUUCGGUGUGUGCUUCGCGAUCGUGGCAAGUGCUGACCCUCGACCUGAGCACCGCGGCCCUUCGCGCCCCAGCAGAAGGGAAACAGUCAGCCGACCGGCAGGCAAACACACACAAGAAGUAACAGCGUCGACUGCAUUCUUGGUCAAAAACUUGGAAAAUUGAAGCAUCUUCACGCCGAGGAAAGUUCAGAUUUUGGACAUGUGCCACCAGCUGCGAGCGCUCGAACGGCCCGACCGGCGAUGAGCGGCGCAUCGACAGCCAUGCGAAAGAGGCGAGCAGGAAGCGGUGAAUUAGGAGCCGUCUUAAAUGCGGCUCUGUUGAUUUUAUUGAUGGGCGCCGAGGCUCAAACGCAGCAGCAGCUGGCGCCGCAAGAACACGCCGGGCAGCAGAAGCCUGCCGCUAAGCCGCUUACGCUUGUGUCAGGAGGCAGUAACUCGUCGCUGGGCGUCGAGUGGCACCACGGCGAAGAGGUGAAAGAUCAGCGGCGGAGUACGACGCCGGUCGCCGCCGCCCUGGAGGACGAAGAUGCGUCGUGGACGAGCACCACGGAGCCGGCGAUGCGGCUGACCCAGCCGCCGCUGAAACGGCCCUCGUUCCUGGAGCACGUGCACCUGCACCCGCCCGACGGCCAGCGCCGCUACGGCCCUUACUUCGAAGACGGUCUCGGCCCUUUCAACGUGACGGCGCGCGUCGGCUCCACCGUGCUGCUCGACUGUCGCAUUGGCAUGCUCCAGGACAAGACGGUAACGUGGAUCCAGCGCAAGGAGGACUCGAUCCAUUUGCUGACAGUCGGAAAGCAGGCUUACAGCAACGACGCAAGGUUCAGCCUCAAUUUCCGCUACCCAAACAACUGGCGUUUGCAAAUUUUGUUCGUGAGCCGGCGGGACGAGGCCACGUACGAGUGCCAGGUUGCCACCCACCCGCCGAGGGUGCUGCAAGUCAGACUCAGGGUCAGCGCUCCGGAACUGCACAUCCUGGACGAGCACGGGCACGCCGUGUGGGAUCGUUACUACAAGGUAGGCAGCAGGGUGGAAUUGCUGUGCGAAGCCUCGAGGGUGCAAGAGUCGCCAUCGACGGUUGAGUGGAGGCAGGCUGGCGUGUCCCUUGCCGCAGUGGCGAAAAACCAUUCACGCCCAGAUCUCAGUGUCACCUCUGGCACUCUGGUGGGCAAGGACACUGUGCGAACGGUGCUGACGCUGCAGCGGGCCCGCAAGCAGGACUCUGGCAAUUACACUUGCGUCGUCGCUGACAUCGCCGAGGCGACGGUCACCGUGCACAUCUUGAAUGGCGAGCUUCCGGCCGCGGUGCAGCACGGAACGUCUGGUCAAGCCCCAGUGACCCCGCUGCUCGGUGUGCUUGUCAUACUGUCACACCUGGUGGUCACGUGCCAGUCCAGGUGACGUCUCGUGGGACUCGAAGAUCGGAUCAGCCCUGGCCGACGCUAGAGAAGGUCGAACCAAAAGUCUAAUACCUGUUUCAUCCCAACACGAGAGGGUGCGAAUUCAGCGAGAUCGCCUCGAGUGAGCAGAAACUAUGAACACACAUGCGUGCCAAAGUGUGUUGCGCACCGCGGACUCGUGCGUUUUUAUACCUGGUGCAGAGGAUGCUGUGUUUCAAGAUUAAAAAGAGAACUAUAUUUCACAAUAGUCAUAUCAAAAAAGUUUUUUUGAAAGAAGCAGCGGAACCAAUUAAGGAACGGUCGUGUGCUUUUUGGAAGAAGUGAGAGCGAAACAGACUCGUGGAAGUUGAGCCGGUUUCUCGUCGUGAAUAUGUGUCUGUAAAAUAACGGAUCAAUUGUGAGCAUGAGUUUCUAUGUUAAUUAACCUGAUUAUUAUAAAUUGUAACAAUAUUAGAGAUUGGGAAAUAUAUCAAUGUGUUGUUUCAAACAAUAAAAUGGAUAAAAUGCUA
Messenger RNA from Cloeon dipterum, 1984 nucleotides. RefSeq lists its product as uncharacterized. NCBI's taxonomy places the organism in Eukaryota, Metazoa, Arthropoda, Insecta, Ephemeroptera, Baetidae. The transcript is spliced from 10 exons. The record is from RefSeq and is a predicted model, not a curated record. Bases 316 to 1476 code for a protein of 386 amino acids. Gene Ontology annotation, cellular component: neuron projection membrane. Gene Ontology annotation, biological process: synapse organization.